CCCUCUCUCUCCCUCUCUAAAACCCCUUCUUCGUUCAACUUCCCUUGAGAGAGAAACUAGAGACCAGAGAGAGAAGUCGGCCGCCGGACAUGGGGGCCCUGGCUCCGGUGACUCCGUGGAUACCCGAAGACGACCUUCUCUUGAGGAACGCCAUCGAGGCUGGUGCAUCCCUGGAAUCGCUUGCUAAAGGUGCAGUGAGGUUUUCCAGAAGAUUCACUAUCAGGGAACUACACGAUCGAUGGCAUUCACUCCUUUAUGAUCCAGAUGUUUCUACAGAGGCUUCGUUUCACAUGGCUGAACUUGAACGCUCUAACCCUAGUAUUCCUACAAAGUUUGGUAGAACUGGAAAUUCAAAAGAAGUUAAAAGUUCAUCUGGGAAGAGGAAUGCUGAAAAAGUUCGCCUUACCUACUAUUCCUUGCGAAAGAAAUUUCGUUUGGAGCCUUUUAAUUCGAUGGAUCUAGGCUUCCUUGUUCCGCCAAAUGACAACCAUUUCAUUUGCAAUGGAGAUGCGGCUCAUUUGGGACUUGAAGAGUCUCACAUGGAUAUUAUCCAUAACGCUUUUCCUGAAAUUUUGGUCGAUGGAGGCUGCAUGGGGGGAUUUAAUAACCCAAUUGAGGAUAGUCAUCCUGUGCCAGAAGAUAAUUUGCCAGGUGAAAUCCCUCAUGUAAUGGCAGGGGAUCUUGCAUUCACUCAGAAUGCAGGUUCUUCUGGAUGUGAUGCUGUUCAUCAUGACUCCAAGAUGAAAUUAGAGACAGCUGUUCAUGAACCCAAAACUGCAACGCCUAGCACUGAUUGCUUCCUGGCAGAGCUUUCAAAUUCUCUUUUCAAUGAUGUGGAUCCUUUCAUGGAUGUGGAAGGUAAAGAUAUUGACAAAUCGUAUUAUGAUGGCCUUAGUUCUCUUUUGGUAAACUCCUCAAAGACUACGAGCCAAGAGGCUCUGCCUAACUCUACUGAGCAAAAUUCUUCUGCUGAUCAUAAUAAUCCAGGAGAUGCCGGUCUGGGUGAUUGUGAGACACCUGAACUAGAUGGUACAAACGCAACGAGCUCGUCGGUGGUCAAACCAGUGUCUGACUCUCUUGCAGUUGAUCCUCAUCCUGAGGUUGUUAAUGGUGUUAUCUGCUGUGUAUUAAACACAGAGGAACCUGAAAUUCCUUGUAAUGGCGACCUAUUCCCCUCCAACAACUGUCAUCCAAUGUCAGUUUCUUCCUUAGCCCGGCGUAACUUUAAAGAUUCCAGUAAUCCAGUUUCUACAUCUGUCAGAGAUCUCUCAGCCAGUAAGGAGAGAAGUAUAGGAUAUUCUGCGCAGAUGCCGAAGAAGAACCCUGGACGAUCACAAGCAUCUUUUCGAGGAAAAACAGAGAUGAGUCAGCCAAGUCAAGGUACAGAAUACAAGGAAUUUCCUAAAACUGAGUCACAUAAUGCCACACCUAGGGCUACGGCUAUCAAUUCUGGUGGUUCUGCCUAUGGAAUUUCCGCGCAGACAUGUUCAAAUACUCAAUCUGCUGUGUCAUUAGAUGGAAACAGCACAGUUGCAACUAUAAAGCAUAUUCCUGGAAAACCCUCCAUGGGAUCUGAUGGUCAUGGAAAGUAUCCCAAGAAAGAUAUUGGAAACAGUACAGUGGAACAAGGUAUCCUGGCAGUUGACAAUCUGCCACAUACUGACGAUGGCUCGAUAGAGAUGAUAGCCGUUGAACCAGAGGUGAAUCCAACAGUGGAUGAACAUCUUGACUAUAGUGAUGAAGAGUUGCCUAAUUAUUCUGACAUCGAGGCUAUGAUACUAGAUAUGGAUCUGGAUCCUGGUGAUCAAGAUAUGUUCGAGCUUGAAGUCUCAAAGUAUCAGAAUGAGGAAACCAAAAGGGCAAUUAUCAGACUUGAACAGGCUGCUUACUCAUACAUGCAAAGAGCUAUUGCUUCACAUGGUGCUUUUGCUAUUUUGUAUGGAAGGCGUUCAAAACAUUACAUCAAGAAACCUGAGGUUCUGCUUGGUAGAUCAACUGAAGAUCUCGUUGUGGACAUUGAUUUGGGAAGAGAAAAACGUGGUAGCAAAAUAUCUCGACGUCAGGCCAUCAUACGUUUGGGAGAAGACGGUUCUUUUCAUAUGAAAAAUCUUGGGAAGUAUCCUGUCUCAAUAAACGAGAAGGAAGUAGAUCCUGGACAGAGUUUAAUCCUCAAAUCCGAUUGUCUGAUUGAGAUACGGGGAAUGCCUUUCAUCUUCGAGACUAACCAAGCAUGCAUCAACCAAUACCUGGAUAGCAACGGGAAGGUGUAAUCGAGAUGGGUAAAAUCCCGGAUCGCUUUUAUGAGUUUCUCAUUCUAAUCAAGAAUGUGCCUGUUUUCUACUCCGUGCUCUUUUUUUUUUCACGUAGCCUUAGCAGUUGUAGCCCAUGGAUUAUUCUCAAAGUAGUGUGUUUUGUAUCUUCUUUGUCUAAAUCACAUAACCACAGAAACCUGUCUUUCAGACCGAGCUAGGGUCGACGACAUGUAUAGCAGAUGCAGUUUUCGUUCCCUUUCUAACUUCGUACUCCCUUUGAGUACCAAAAGGAUAUGAAUCAUGAAUGCAAGAAAAAAGGUUGGCUGGAUA
Tarenaya hassleriana is the source of this 2582-nucleotide messenger RNA. RefSeq lists its product as uncharacterized. The transcript has 7 exons. Gene Ontology annotation, biological process: positive regulation of transcription by RNA polymerase II. The coding region runs from base 90 to 2270 and encodes 726 amino acids. NCBI's taxonomy places the organism in Eukaryota, Viridiplantae, Streptophyta, Magnoliopsida, Brassicales, Cleomaceae. The record is from RefSeq and is a predicted model, not a curated record. Gene Ontology annotation, molecular function: protein binding; G-quadruplex RNA binding. Gene Ontology annotation, cellular component: MLL1 complex; NSL complex; Ino80 complex.